CGGGGGGGGGCGGGGGCCGCCUUCCCCUGCAAAACAAAAGGGAGCGGAGCGGCGGCGGCCCGGAGGGACGGUGCGGGGCUCCUGUGCGUCCUGCGCGACUCGCCGGGUGAGCCGUGGCCCACCCGUGUGGCGCUGCUGCCAUGUCCCGCCGCAGCCAGCGCCUCGUCACCACGCGCUAUUACCCCGGGGACGACGAUGCCACAACCAGCAGCAGCAGCUCCCUGCUGGGGGGCCAGCAGCUCCCCUUCAAAGAGACCACCAGCAGGACGAUCAGAAGGAAAUCGAGCAGCACAAAGCGCCUCUCUCCUGCUCCCAGCACCCAAACCUCCUACUACAGCGAGUCCAUGAUGAGCGAGUCCUACCUGGGGGGCAGCCGGGGCCUCGCUGCCCUGGGCAGCUCCGUGCUAGAUGAUGCCCUGGACAGCACCAUGUACUGGGGUGGGGAGCUCUCUGCCAGGAGGAGAAGAGGUACAGGGGACACUGAGUCCAGUAAGAUCAACGGGUUGCUGGAGAGCAAGACAUAUGACACCUACGCCUCUUCGUCUGGAUAUUCCUCGGAAGAUGACUACGCUGGUCACUUAUAUUCAGGCCAGAGUAGCUCUGAAUCAGGGCUGAGGACUGCAGCCUCCCGGGUGGGCUCCUUCCUCUGGCAGGUGCUCACCUCCCCAGUUCGGUUCGUGGGGUGGCUGUUCUCGGGGCUGGCAGCUGCCUGGCACCACCUCACCGGUGCGGCUCCCCGCCUGGGUGGCAUCCCCUUCUCCAGGCGCUACCCGUGGCUGAAGAGGUCCCUGCUUCUGCUGCUAUUCCUCCUGCUCCUCGCUGCUGCCGCCUAUGGAGCUUGGUACUUUUACCCAUAUGGGCUGUCGACGCUCAGCCUCCCUGCCUUCCCGUGGUGGGGAGUUGGAAAGUCAUCUUCCUCCCACGUGCCUGGGGCAGGGGACCUGACCACGCUGGACCAGGGGCAGCAGGGGGAGCACCGGCUCCUGGCUCGCUUUCAGGCCCUGGAGAAGCGCUUUGAGGCGCUGGAAGCUGAGAUGUCUCGGUGGGAGCUGCGGCAGGGAGCGGCAGUGGUGGCGGCGGGGGGAGAGCUGCCCCCAGGGGACAUCCUGGCACUGCUGGAGGGGCUGGUGAACCGCCGGGAUGCGGGGCUGAAGGAGCAUCUCCGCACUGACAUGACCAGCCAUCUCCAGGGCGAGCUGGAUGCCCUCCGAGCCCAGGUGCAGAGGGAUUUAGAUGGGCGCCUGGGGAAGAUGGCGCAAACCUCUCAGGAGACGGAGGCACGCUUGCAGAGGCUGAAGUUGGAGUGGCAGAGCUCAGUGCAGGAGGGCCUGCGAGGGAGCUUCCAGCAGGAGGUGGGCAAGUUGGAGCAGGAGGUGGCAGCGCUGAAGAGGGAGCUGGCAGGCCUCAAAUCGGACCAGGAGGUGAUGGGGAAGCACAUGGAGGGAAUGCUGGAGCAGCUGAAGGCGAUGCGGGCUGAUGUGGAAGCACAGUUCCCAGCGUGGAUCAGUCGGUUCCUGUCACAGUCCCGGCGGGAUGGUGCCGCUGGCCUCAUCCUCCAGCAGGAAGACUUGCAAGCGGAGCUCCAGGCCCUGGAGCGCAAGAUUCUGGCCAAAGUUUUGGAGGACCGGAGGUUGUCGGCACGGGAUGCUCAGGCCGGUAUUGGAGUGGCCCUGCGGCAAGGGGGGACCACAGGGGUAACGGAGGAGCAAGUGCAUCUCAUUGUGGGUCAAGCUCUGAAGCGCUACAGUGAGGACCGCGUGGGGAUGGUCGACUAUGCUCUGGAGUCAGCAGGGGCCAGCGUCAUCAACACCCGCUGCUCGGAGACCUACGAGACACGGACGGCACUGCUGAGCUUGUUCGGCAUCCCCCUGUGGUACCAGUCGCAGUCCCCCCGUGUCAUCCUGCAGCCAGAUGUCAACCCUGGGAACUGCUGGGCAUUUCGUGGGUCCCAGGGCUUUGCUGUCAUCCGCCUCUCUGGCAUCAUCCGUCCCACGGCCGUAACGCUGGAGCACAUCCCAAAAGCCCUGUCACCUCAGGGGACCAUCCCCAGUGCCCCCAAGGACUUUGCUGUCUAUGGCUUGAAGGAGGAGAGAGAGGAGGAGGGCCUUCUCCUUGGGCAGUUCACCUACAACCAUGACGGUGACCCCAUCCAAACAUUUUACUUGGAGGGUGACGCUGUGGGCACGUACCAGCUGGUGGAGCUCCGGGUGCUGAGCAAUUGGGGACACCCCGAAUACACCUGCAUCUACCGCUUCCGUGUGCAUGGGGAGCCGGCGCACUGAGCCCCAGCUCCUGCACGGGAUGAGGAUGCUGCCGGGCUGACAGCAGGAGAGGAUUUGUCUGGUUCACUGCUUCGCACGUAGAAAUCCUGGGAUGCGCCAGCAGCCACCCUGGGAAGCUGCUCCCCUCUGGGGAGGAGAAGAGCUGGUGUUUAAGGGGUGAGGCUUUCACUCUUCCAAGGACUGGGGUGGUGAGGCAAGAGCAUCCCAUGUCCGUCCUAGCGCAGCCUGGCUUGUUUUCAGUGAGUGUUGGACAUUUUAACUUUUUAAGCUAAUUUUUAAUCGGGUCUGCGCAGCCCCUCGUCCCCAUUGCCCUGCACCUCUUUGAUGGCACGCCUAGCAUUGCCAGGGCUUGGGAAGGGGGUAUGUAAUUUUGCAAUGUGCUUCACGCGGGCUUGGGCGCGAUAACAGCGUACGGGACCGUGGUGACCGGCUCGGUGCCGCCAGAGUAGGUGGGAGCCACUGGUUGUGGCCACUGAGACUCUCCCCUUCAUGUGGGGGUCAUUUCUCCUGCCUUGGCCUUGGUUUAGGUAAAGAUCUCCAGACCUCCACUGCUGGGCUGGCAAAGGGGAAAUGAGACAGUAUUAAUGAAGUAUUAACAUAAAACUAAUGGUUUGGGGCAGCAGGAGGGGAGAAAUUUGGCACGUGUUGGUGGCAGAGCCUGCCCCGGUGCUGCUGUCUGUCUGCUUGAGCCCUCCUGCCGCUGGUGGCUGUGUUGGGUCUUGGCGAUGCCGUUGGCCGCCCCUGGCUGGCUCGCUCCCCCAUGUUAAGCUUGAUGCUAUUGAAAACUCCUGUUGCCUGCUUCCCCUUUUGGUUUGUUCUGUGGGGUUUUUGUUUUGUUUUGUUUUUUUUAAGGGGGAUGGGGAAGGGGGUUAUUUUCCAGUUGGGGUGUUGGGGGACUUUUUUUUGUAGUAACAAAGGAAGAAAUACUUUUUCCAUGCAAUUUCUACUUAACCGGAGAAUGUUAUGCCGGGCCGCUCAAGCGAGUGGCUUAGACACAGAGAGGGCUAGAGCUUCGUUUAGUUGGAGAAUAGCGUGUGCAGUAGGAUAAGCUAGAGUAAGAUGAACAGAGCUGUUUAAAAUAAGGGUUGUUGGUAGCUGGACCUGGGAGACAAGGUCCUCUGUGGACUGCUGCUUGGUGGGGUGGCCAGAGGCACUCCUGCCCUCCUUGCUCGAGAGAUGUCCUCCAAGACUGCAACAUGUGGCUGCAGCCUCUUGCCCGCAACUGCAUCUGUAUAUGGGUGACUGGAGCGAGUGGGUGAUGCUGCCCCAGUGCUCUGCACGACUCUUUGUGCCUCAGCUGUCUUCUGCGUGGGAGAUGGGGCAAUCCCCAGGGCUUGCAGGUGCCAGCGUGCUUCUGCGCCUUGGGGAGCAAUAGGUCCUCCCCCUGCUUGUGGUGCUCAGGGCUGCUUCUGUCACUUCGUGGUCCCCGAUGGCAGAUGGCUGGUGCAGGCUGACCUCCUUUCUGUUGGAAGGGCUCCCUUUCCCUCCUGCCUUGUCCUCACUGGCAUUGCUUGGUUCCCUGAGCCCUGGCUGCAGAGGACCGUGGCAGAGCAGGAUGGGGAGUUCUGCCAGCAGCGGGCAUGUAGAUCCUGCCUGUACCUAUGGUGUGAUGGGAACUGUCGCAGGGGACCGCAGGAAGGAUGCACAGGGACCUUCCCCAGGCUGACAAGCGCUGGGGCCAUCUGGCCACUCCACCUCCUGGCUGCCUGCAUCAUGCUUAGUUUGGCUUAUGUUCUUGGGUGGCGUUUACAGCCUCCACAUUUGUCUUAUGUUUCAUUGAAAGAAAAUCUAAAGGGCUCAUGUUUAGUGUUUCAGCCCUAUAUGAUGUUGGUAUCAUCCCUCCCCCAACACCAUGAGCACUAGGGGAACACCAUGAAUUGAUUCACAUUCUGGUCUUCUCGGCUUGAAGCGCUGUAGGGCAAGAGGCAUAGAGGGGGGGGAAAGGGCUGAAGAAGCAUCUCCCUUCAGCAUGCCCUGUUGUGUGUCAGGCAGAAGCACUAAGCCCUGGUCCCCUUGUUCCAGCUCGAGGGGAUAAGGAUGAUGGUAUCACAUCCCUUCUGGAGGAGUCUCCAUGCUCCAAGCAAGGGAAGGGAGCCUGAAAGGCACAGCUCCAUCUAACAGGUUAAAAUUAUGCCAUGGAGCCCCCUGCAGAGCUGGGAGGCCUUGUUGCUGGGCCUGCAGCCAGAUCCAGUGACGAUAAAUUCUCUCCUAUAUUGCGCAUAGUCUUAAUUCUUGGCAUCCACAGCCAAAGUUAUUUUAAACUUGUCUACAGCUGCCUGCUUGCCUUGGAGUCAUGUCUGUGAGUGCCCUGUGCACAUGGGGUUGUGCUUUUAUGAAUGCCUAGCCCUGUCCUGGGCUUGGCAGAGCAGUUCCUGUAUUUAACUGAAUGAUAAAGAGAAAGCAGAGAUGAAGCUCACCCCCUUCCUCAGGCAUUCUCUGGCUGCUGGAGCAAAUGCCAUAACCAUGAGGCUGGAAAGCCCCUUUUCUUAUGUCCCUUCUGGCUCCCUGGUCUCUGGAUUGGGCUGUCAGUGUCUUUGCCCAAGAAAAAAUGAUUUCACAGUAAAUCAGGCAUGCUGGUGAGAGGUGGGAAAGGGGGACCUCUUUCCCUGAGAAUGGAGUUGGAGUGGGGUCUCUGCUCCUCCCAUGGGACUGUUAACCGGUGGCUGUGGGGCAGGGAGAAUUUGGCUUUAACAGGACAAGCUUGCCCUGUCCUUUGGAGACGAAAGUCUCUGCUCGCCUGAGGUAAAACCCGACAGAGACACCAGUGAGCGGUCACCCUGGGGGUUUAUGCCCUUCUCUAGGGAUAGUGCUGGUUUUGGAGGCCUCACCGUGCUGACUGUGUGAGAAGCCCCAGGAAGGCAUGCUGAGGCUACAUCUGGUUUUUCAGCCCCCAAAUUCUGCAUCGGUGCUGAGCUGCAGCCCAAGAACCUGUACCAGUGCAUGGUCAGCUGCCUCUCACCAGCAGCAGCUUGUAGGAUUUCUGCAACUGUCCUGAGCUGCAAAGAUAAAAAGGGCACAUAAAACUCCUGCUUGAGCGUGUCCAUCUCUGCCUGGGGGUAUUUCAUCUUAGUGCUGAUGCAGAAGACGAGCCUGGUGAGGCAGGAGAAAUGUGAAACAGCUGUCAGAGCAGAUUUCCCUUACUUACUCCAUUUCCCUCCUCUAUGCUCCCUCCUUCUUUAUUUGCCCUACAUGUGUUACAAAUUAGUCCUGCAGAAACAGAUGGUUACAGGCAGGAGAUGAGGUUGUACUUGAUGCUGUAGCCUGUUGCAAAUGCUGCACUGUUUUGUUCGUUUUAUUUUUUUCAUCAACAGGUUGUAAUUUAUGCCUAUGCAAGAAAAAAAAAAUACCAAGACAAAUAAAUUAUAUCAAAACUGC
Phalacrocorax carbo (great cormorant) is the source of this 5657-nucleotide messenger RNA. The record is from RefSeq and is a predicted model, not a curated record. Lineage: Eukaryota; Metazoa; Chordata; Aves; Suliformes; Phalacrocoracidae.